AACUCAAAGUUUCGUUUCGAACUCUCUCUGUGUUCUUUUAUUCCUUUGUUUCAUUUUUAGUCUCUGUGAAGAUGGGGAAUUGCUCUCAAAGAGCAGUAUCCGACGGUGGUGGUUCAGUUACCGUAAUUCAGACAGAUUCAAGAAACAUCAUGGAAGAAUAUUACAGAAACCGGGGGUGUAGCUCGUUGCCAAUAACCAGGGAGAAAACUCUAGGGUACCUUGUUAGACAAGGUACUUUAAGCCCUAGAACAGUUGGGCCAAAGAUACAAGUGUCGCCGCAAAGAAGAAACGGAGUUUGGAAAGCGAAAGUGGUGAUCGGAAGCAAACAGCUUGAAGAGAUUUUGGCGGUUGAAGGCAAUACACACGCUUUGAUUGAUCAGCUCCGGUUUGCUGCAGCUGCAGCUGAAGCUUCUUCAAACUCUGCCUCAGAGAUGGUUCGAGGUAGAAGAAACUUAUCGUCCGGAUCCCGAAAAAACAGUGACACAUACUUCUGUUAGGUUUGAUGAUCACAGAUGUUUUCUUUUUUUUUUUUGCGAGAUUUCUCAUUUCUAAUCCUUGUGAGCAAAAAGAGUAUAUUGUAAAGCAAACCCGUUUCAGAAAUGAAAAAGUAUACAA
Molecule: messenger RNA, 615 nt
Organism: Eutrema salsugineum
Lineage: Eukaryota; Viridiplantae; Streptophyta; Magnoliopsida; Brassicales; Brassicaceae
Exons: 1
Coding region: 72-497 (141 amino acids)
Source: RefSeq, a predicted model, not a curated record